UCCCAAAGCCCCAAUCACUUCAUCUUCAUUCUCAUUUUUCUUCCCCCUUCAAUUUCUCUCUGCAAAAUCCUAUCUUCUUUUGACAAAUUUUCUCUCUAAUCUCUUCUAUUGCAGCUAUGGAUUCCGAUCCGACCCGCCGCCACGGCCAUUCGCACCAGCAGCACUCCUCCAGCGAGCUUCUUUCUAGCGCCAAAGUGGUUGCUCAGGCAGCCCAGGCCACUUUCCGCCACGAAACGGGCAAAGUCGACAAGGCCCAUGCCGCCCAUGCCGCCGGGGAUCUUCUCGAGGCCGCUUGUCACUACGGCAAAUUGGAGGAUAAUUCCUUUGGGAAGUACGUUGACAAGGCCGAGGAUUACCUUCACAAGUACGGCAGCUCCUCCCACAAUCCCGUCGUUGGCGCACCUUCCGACCAUCCGACCGCCGCCAGCACGCACUCCACAAAACCGGAUCAUCAGUCACAUGGGCAGGGGGAUUACUUGAAGAUGGCUCAAGGGUUCUUGGGAUCGGGCUCGAAAGCUGAUUCUCACUCGUCAAAACCAGGCCACUCGGAAAGUGGCGGCGGCAGCGGCGGCUAUGGGGAUUACUUGAAGUUGGCUCAAGGCUUCCUGAAAAAGUGAUGGGUUUGUUUUUGUGAAAUCUGUAUGGAGUUUGUGGGUUUUACCAUAGAUAUAUAUUUGCUGUUAUUCUUCUGAUCUGGUGAGGAAUUCCAACUUCUUGCUUUGUGACUUCAAUUCAUCAUAUGUGAUGUAUUGCUCCUUAAAAGGCUCAAACUCUGUUUUGAAUAUCUAUAUAUAUAUUUAUGUAUAUAUCAUGUGUUCAAUUUUUAGGUGUUAUGUCAACCAAAAAGUAGGAUGUAAUGGAGAAGAAUCUUGAAGGUGGACAGAGAUGUCUGUGUGUUACGAUGAAUCAAUAAAUGGAUAUUAAGUAACAGUAAAGAUAAGAUAAUUCCCUU
Molecule: messenger RNA, 952 nt
Organism: Neltuma alba
Lineage: Eukaryota; Viridiplantae; Streptophyta; Magnoliopsida; Fabales; Fabaceae
Product: nodulin-related protein 1-like
Exons: 1
Coding region: 117-617 (166 amino acids)
Biological process (GO): response to heat; regulation of abscisic acid biosynthetic process
Source: RefSeq, a predicted model, not a curated record